CAUUGGAUCAGGCAGCAUCGAAGUCGUUCCUCGACUGGCUCCCCAGUCCUAAUACAGCAGUAGUCUCAAGCGCUCGAGCCCUCGUAACUGGUACUCUCCUCUAGCUUCUCUCUUUCAUCGCCGACUGCGGAGAUCACUGGCAGUACUUAAUCUGAUGCGAGCCAGCAAUUGAUCAAUAAACUCUUAGUCGGAAAGCGCGAGAAAGGCGAACUUCAACAUGAGGAAGCGAGAUUUAGCCAUUCUCAUGCUCUCUGCUUUCGCUAUUUUCUUCUCUCUUCAGCACGAAGGUGAUUUUUCAUUUCGGGAGGCGUGGUUCCAUUUGUCCGAUGAGUACCCAAUUAAAUACGAAGGUGAUCGUCUCCCACCGGCUCUCGUCGCUGAUCUGAACGGUGACGGAAAGAAGGAAGUCCUGGUUGCUACUCACGAUGCUAAAAUUCAGGUACUGGAGCCUCACAGUAGGCGCGUGGACGAAGGAUUCAGUGAAGCACGUGUGCUUGCGGAGGUGACCCUGUUGCCUGAUAAGAUCCGUGUUGCUUCUGGGAGACGUCCUGUGGCCAUGGCUACAGGUGUUAUUGAUCGAGUCUAUAAGCAGGGACAACCUCAGAAGCAGGUUCUGGUUGUUGUUACCUCUGGUUGGUCUGUUAUGUGCUUUGAUCACAACCUUAAAAAGCUAUGGGAAACAAAUUUGCAGGAGGAUUUUCCACAUAAUGCUCACCAUAGGGAGAUUGCAAUCUCAAUAAGCAAUUACACCUUGAAGCAUGGGGAUUCGGGAUUGAUCAUUGUUGGUGGGAGGAUGGAGAUUCAGCCACAUGUUUACAUGGAUCCUUUUGAAGAAAUUGGGAUGGCAGAACGAAGUGCUGAGCAGCAUAGGAGAAGUGCCAAUGAAAAGGAGGCUUCUGAGAACUCUGGAGGUAUGAAUUUGCGUCAUUUUGCAUUUUAUGCAUUUGCUGGUCGAACUGGUGUACUUAGAUGGAGCAGAAAGAAUGAGAACAUUGAGGCCAAGCAAUCAGAUUCUGCCCAGUUAAUUCCCCAGCAUAACUACAAGCUCGAUGUGCACGCUUUGAAUAGUCGUCACCCUGGAGAGUUUGAAUGCAGGGAGUUUAGGGAAUCAAUCCUUGGAGUUAUGCCACAUCACUGGGACAGGAGAGAGGAUACUGUAUUGAAGCUUGCACAUUUUAGGCGGCACAAAAGGAAAGCAGUGAAAAAAAUGGCUGGAAAGAGUUCAAACUACCCUUUUCACAAGCCUGAAGACAACCAUCCUCCAGGGAAGGACUCAACCAAAAAAAUUUCGAACUUGAUUGGGAAAGCAGCAAAAUAUGCGGGUUCAGCAAAAUAUAACAAGCCAGCACAGUAUAUUCCAACCAUAACAAAUUACACUCAGCUCUGGUGGGUACCUAAUGUUGUUGUUGCUCAUCAAAAGGAAGGGAUUGAAGCUGUUCAUUUAGCUUCUGGACGUACUGUUUGCCGACUGAAGCUGUUAAAGUUUGGGCUUGUUAAUUAUAAUGGGCAGUAAUGUUCCUUUCUCUUCAGGCUGUUGGGGGAAAAUGGUGCUGAACAGACCGUUGUUAGUGGAUCAAUGGAAGGUGCUGCGCCCUGUUUGGCUGUGGCAACCUCUGGUGUACCAGUACGCGAACAACUUUUCAAUGCUUCCAUAUGUCAUCAUUCCCCCUUUAACUUAUUCCAGCAUGGGGAGUUUGCAAGACAUUUUGGUAGAACUCAGGACGUCUCUUCUUUGGAGGUUGCAACACCGAUUCUCGUACCUAGAGAUGAUGGGCACAGGCAUCGUAAGGGGAGUCACGGUGAUGUUAUCUUCUUAACAAAUCGGGGGGAGGUAACAGCAUAUUCCCCUGGCUUGCAUGGCCAUGAUGCUGUUUGGCAGUGGCAGAUUUUUACUGAUGCAACAUGGUCCAACCUUCCUUCUCCAGCAGGAAUGAUGGAAGGAGGCAUGGUAGUCCCCACGCUGAAGGCGUUUUCUUUGCGUGUACACGACAAUCAGCAAAUGAUACUUGCUGGAGGAGAUCAAGAAGCCGUAGUCAUAUCCCGCGGAGGAAGUGUAUUGACAACCAUUGAUCUCCCGGCAUCUCCUACCCAUGCCCUUAUUUGCGAGGACUUCUCAAAUGAUGGCCUUACUGAUCUCAUUCUCAUGACGUCAAAUGGCGUUUACGGUUUUGUCCAGACUAGACAGCCAGGUGCUCUCUUCUUCAGCACGCUAGUUGGUUGUCUCCUAGUAGUGAUGGGCGUUAUAUUUGUCACCCAGCACUUGAAUUCUAUAAAGGGAAAACCUCGUGCUUCUUCUGGCCCUAGGUAAAAAUGGCAUUUCAUUUUA
This is a messenger RNA of Carica papaya (papaya), 2326 nucleotides long. The record is from RefSeq and is a predicted model, not a curated record. Lineage: Eukaryota; Viridiplantae; Streptophyta; Magnoliopsida; Brassicales; Caricaceae.